This is a messenger RNA of Colletotrichum spaethianum, 393 nucleotides long. RefSeq lists its product as uncharacterized. Lineage: Eukaryota; Fungi; Ascomycota; Sordariomycetes; Glomerellales; Glomerellaceae. The record is from RefSeq and is a predicted model, not a curated record. The transcript has a single exon. Bases 1 to 393 code for a protein of 130 amino acids.
AUGCACGGAGUAACACUCGCCCCGAAGAGUUCGGGCAAGCACAACCCAGACAGUCAAAAUGAGGCUCACAUUGAGAACCUUGCGAAUGCGCUUCCUGGAUUGAACGAGAAAGAUGCUACCGCCGUCGCCCAAGCCGGCGCUUGGGAGAUUGAUGCUUUCAUUGACAACAUGGAGCGCGAGCUUGAGGCUGCCGGUGGUCUGAAGACGGGCUUUUUUCAGCUUAAGUUCUCCGAGACCAAGUAUUUCACCUGGCUUAUCAUCGCUUUUGCCUCAAUGGGUGGUCUUCUCUCUGGUCUUGAUCAAUCUCUCAUUUCUGGCGCCAACCUUUUUUUGCCCGCUGAUUUGGGCCUCACUGUCAAACAAAACGUAAUAAGGAGUCUAUUCAACCCUUAA